Neofelis nebulosa (Clouded leopard) is the source of this 3524-nucleotide messenger RNA. RefSeq names its product zinc finger DHHC-type palmitoyltransferase 8 (gene ZDHHC8). Gene Ontology annotation, molecular function: palmitoyltransferase activity. The record is from RefSeq and is a predicted model, not a curated record. Gene Ontology annotation, biological process: protein palmitoylation. Bases 161 to 2458 code for a protein of 765 amino acids. The transcript is spliced from 11 exons. NCBI's taxonomy places the organism in Eukaryota, Metazoa, Chordata, Mammalia, Carnivora, Felidae.
CGCCGCCGCCGCCGCCGCCGCCGCCGCCGCCGCCGCCGCCGCCGCCGCCGCCGCCGCGGGUCCUGCGCCGCGUCCAGCCCGCCCCGCCCGACCCCGGCCCGACCCCGGCCGGCCCCGCCCGCCCGGCCCCGGGGAGGGAUGCGGCGGCGCGGCGCCCAGGAUGCCCCGCAGCCCCGGGACGCGCCUCAAACCCGCCAAGUACAUCCCGGUGGCCACGGCCGCCGCGCUGCUGGUCGGCUCCAGCACCCUGUUCUUCGUGUUCACGUGCCCAUGGUUGACUCGAGCUGUGUCCCCAGCUGUUCCCGUCUACAAUGGCAUCAUCUUUCUCUUUGUCCUGGCCAACUUCAGCAUGGCCACCUUCAUGGACCCUGGCGUCUUCCCCCGAGCGGAUGAGGACGAGGAUAAGGAGGAUGACUUCCGGGCCCCGCUGUACAAGAAUGUGGAUGUACGGGGCAUCCAGGUCCGAAUGAAGUGGUGUGCAACCUGCCACUUCUACCGUCCACCUCGCUGUUCCCACUGCAGCGUCUGCGACAACUGCGUAGAGGACUUUGACCACCACUGCCCCUGGGUCAACAACUGCAUCGGGCGCCGCAAUUACCGUUACUUCUUCCUGUUCCUGCUGUCGCUCAGUGCACACAUGGUGGGUGUCGUCGCCUUUGGCCUGGUCUAUGUGCUGAACCACGCUGAGGGACUGGGAGCUGCCCACACUACCAUCACCAUGGCCGUCAUGUGUGUGGCUGGCCUCUUCUUCAUCCCUGUCAUCGGCCUCACUGGCUUCCAUGUGGUGCUAGUCACUCGGGGGCGUACCACCAACGAGCAGGUGACGGGGAAGUUCCGUGGGGGAGUGAACCCCUUCACCCGAGGCUGCUAUGGGAAUGUGGAGCACGUGCUGUGCAGCCCUCUGGCACCCCGGUACGUGGUGGAGCCUCCCCGGCUGCCGCUGGCUGCUCGCCUGAAGCCUCCCUUCCUUCGGCCCGAGCUCCUGGAGCGAGCUGCCCCACUCAAGGUCAAGCUUAGUGACAACGGGCUGAAGGCUGGCCUGGGCCGCAGCAAGUCCAAGGGCAGUCUGGACCGGCUGGAUGAGAAGCCGCUGGACCUGGGGCCGCCACUGCCCCCCAAGGUGGAGGCCGGCACGUUCGGAGGCGACCUGCAGACCCCACGCCCAAGCAGUGCUGAGAGCGCCCUGUCGGUGCAGAGGACCAGCCCCCCGACACCUGCCAUGUACAAGUUCCGGCCUGCUUUUCCCUCGGGUCCCAAGGCUCCCUUCUGCGGGCCUGGUGAGCAGGUCCCGGGCCCUGACUCCCUGACACUAGGAGAGGACAGCAUCCACAGCCUGGACUUUGCAUCAGAGCCCAGCCUGGACCUCCCCGACUACACGCCCGGAGGCCUGCACGCAGCCUACCCGCCAUCCCCGCCACUCAGUGCUGCUGAUACCUUUUCGGGUGCCUUGCGCUCCCUGAGCCUCAAGGCAGCAAGCCGGCGGGGCGGGGACCACGUGGCCCUGCAGCCUCUGCGCUCUGAGGGUGGGCCCCCCACACCCCACCGCAGCAUCUUUGCCCCCCACGCGCUGCCCAACCGCAAUGGCAGCUUGUCCUAUGACAGUCUGCUUAACCCUGGAUCUCCCAGUGGCCACACGUGCCCAGCCCACCCCUCGGCUGGCAUGGCCAGCUACCGCUCGCCCUACCUGCACCCGGGGGCAGUGGGUGACCCGCCACGACCCCCGCCCCGUAGCUUUAGCCCGGUGCUGGGUCCCCGGCCACGGGAGCCCUCGCCUGUGCGCUAUGACAACCUGUCCAGGACCAUCAUGGCCUCCAUCCAGGAGCGCAAGGACAGGGAGGAGCGGGAACGGCUGCUGCGCUCUCAGGCCGACUCGCUCUUUGGCGACUCAGGCGUCUAUGAUGCGCCCAGUUCCUACAGCCUGCAGCAGGCCAGUGUGCUGUCCGAGGGCCCCCGGGGCCCUUCCCUGCGCUAUGGCUCCAGAGAUGACCUGGUGGCAGGGCCUGGCUUCGGUGGUGCCCGCAACCCCGCGCUGCAGACUUCACUGUCCUCGCUGUCCAGUGCCGUGAGCCGGGCACCGCGGACCUCCUCCUCCUCCCUGCAGGCUGACCUGGCCAACAACAACGCCCCUGGGCCUCGGCCCGGCAGCGGCUCGCACAGGUCCCCGGUGCGCCAGGGCCCACCCUCCCCACCCAGCACACCCCGCUCACCCUCCUAUGCAGGCCCCAAAGCUGUCGCCUUCAUCCACACGGACCUCCCGGAGUCGCCACCCUCGCUGGCCAUGCAGAGGGACCACCCUCAGCUGAAGACCCCCCCAAGUAAGCUUAACGGGCAGUCCCCGGGCCUGGCCCGCUUGGGGCCUGCUGCUGGCCCCCCAGGGCCCUCCGCCAGCCCUGCCCGGCACACGCUCGUUAAGAAGGUGUCCGGCGUGGGUGGGACCACGUACGAGAUCUCAGUGUGAGGACUGACUGCCAUCCAUCCGCCGUGGAGCCCCGGGGACCAGGACCCCCAGCGGCUGCCCCCCCUCCCGACUUCUCUGCCCUGGGAGAUGAGGAGGCCCAGUCCUGGUGUGGACACGUCAGCAGAAGAGACCACGCCUCCACGAGCCUGUCCCUCUUCCUCCGCCCGUCCAUCCACCCAUCUGCUCUCCAGGGCACAGCUGGGCUGAGGGCCCCCAGGCUGCAGGAUCUGUGUGUUGGUACCCCUGUUCCCACAGGUGGGGGCGGCAAGGUGGUGCGGACUGCAUCUGCACCGACUGCACCCAUGCCCCUGAGGUUGUCCCCAGGCUGGUCCCCACCUACUCCCCUUACAGACGGGUCACUGUGGCCCAGAGAUGGACAGAGAGGCCUGGGUCCCUGGCUGUACUGGACCGAGGCCCCACCGCCCGGCUGCUCCUAACUCGUUGCCUUUCAGGGACCUGCUGGAAGCUUGUAGCUUGGCAAGGCCAGUUCUUCUUCGGGGAGUCCAGCCCCGGCCUCCAGGCACCCAGCUCUGGGACUGCUCUGGGUUCUGACAGACAGGUGGACGAUGGACAGACAGACAGCCAGCUGUGGGUGGGGUCUCGGCUCCGUGUGUCCUGUCUCACCCAGCUGGUGGGUGCGUCCCCGUGUCUGUGCGCUGCGCUGCCAUGCCACGUCCCAUGUGUUAACGCUCGGGCCCCCGCUGCUCCCACUGCCGGGAAACUCGCUUUCAUUGAAGCCUUAACCUCUGCUUUAUGCUCUUGUGGGAGGCGACUGGGGGCAGGUGGGAGCAGACACGGGCCGGACGCUGCUACAAGGUGCCCAUGAGACCAGGAGUCCCCUCCCUGCCAAACUGGAGAUUCCCCACCCCAUGGCAUGCAAAGUCUGGGCCCUACUGGAGCCUUGGCGUCCUUGUGGGAAGCACAUCGGGGAGGGGGUCAGAGUUUUGCCUGGCGCCAGGGACCCGAGAGUAAGCACACGGCAGCGUCCGCUUGCGUUGUGUCUGUUUUAUGUUUUUAUAUCUACAUCUAUAUAUCUAUAAUUUUAUUAAAAAAAGAAAAAGAGUCA